This is a messenger RNA of Nymphaea colorata (pocket water lily), 1414 nucleotides long. RefSeq names its product transcription factor MYB123-like. Bases 365 to 1414 code for a protein of 349 amino acids. The transcript has 2 exons. The record is from RefSeq and is a predicted model, not a curated record. Lineage: Eukaryota; Viridiplantae; Streptophyta; Magnoliopsida; Nymphaeales; Nymphaeaceae.
GGAACCCUCGUAUCUCGUGUGCGUGCGAGCGUAUUUCAUAUAUAUAUAUAUAUAUAUAUAUAUAUAUAUAUAUAUAUAUAUAUAAAGAAAAUGAAAUUAUCCAUGAGCUGAGGCGGGGCCCAUUCUCUUGAGGCGAUAGAGUGGAUCGACGCUAGUUUAUGCUCGUACGUGGUCCCCACCCUCCACAAAUACAAAAAGGAAGAACUCGCCUUCUCGCUCUUUCUGUCCUUUAACUCUCUCGUUUCUCUCUCUUCGUUUCUCCGUCCAACCUGAUCCCUAUCUUGCCCUCAUCGUCUCCGAUCGAGUUGCACCGCGGCCUCAACUGGACUGAACACGGAAGAAAGGUCAACGUCGGUUCCUGUGGAUGAGGAAUCCGGUGAGAUCGGACACCGUCGGCGGAAGUGGCUCCUCUUCCGGCAGAGGAGGAGGCGUGAGCAAGACGACGCCGUGCUGCAGCAAGGAAGGGCUGAAGCGAGGGCCAUGGACGCCGGAGGAGGACGAGCUCCUCGCCACCUACAUCAAGAAGGAAGGCGAGGGCCGGUGGCGGACUCUCCCCAAGCGUGCCGGCCUCCUCCGCUGCGGAAAGAGCUGCAGACUCCGCUGGAUGAACUACCUCCGCCCUUCAGUCAAGCGCGGUCCAAUCGCCCCCGACGAGGAGGACCUCAUCCUCCGCCUCCACCGCCUCCUCGGAAACAGGUGGUCGCUCAUCGCCGGAAGAAUUCCUGGACGGACUGACAAUGAGAUCAAGAACUACUGGAACACCCACCUCAGCAAGAAGCUCAUAAGCCAAGGGAUAGAUCCAAGGACUCACAAACCCUUACCAGAUGCACCAACAAACUCUAGCCCUAACCCUAAUUCCAAGUCAGAUGCUCAGCCCACACCUUCGUUCCUCACUCCCAUCCCUACCCAACUUCCGUUUCCCCCCACACACCUCCCAGUUCCUUCCAAUCUGGUCCUUUCCCCGCCGCAGUCGCCGCUUCCACCUCCUCCUCCACCUCCACCUCCACCUCCUCCUCCUUGUUCUCUUCCCUAUGCAGCUUCUCUCCCCCAUGAUCAUCUUCACCAGAACCAAAACAUGCAUCUGCAGAUGAGUGGUGACCAUUUCGGAUCCGCCCGAGGCGAGAUGAUGAUGCUGAUGAUGAGUGGUGCCCCUCCUGGAGACAAGAGUGAUGACAGAGGAAACAGUGAUGAUGUUGACGAAGUAGAUUACUGCACGGAUGACAUAUUCUCUUCUUUCCUGAACUCGCUCAUAAACGAAGACGUGCACAUUCAACAGCAGACGCACGGCCAUCUGAUUGCGCCAGUUGAUGAUCCUCUAGCUUAUCAUGCCCAGGAUGAUAGCGGUGGAAAGAAGUGGUCUCAUGGAGAUCAUAACCACUGUGAGAUCCCUCCACGUAGAGAUCAUGAUGUAUAA